AAUUGAAAAUAUAUUUUUGCAGUACUUUGUAAUUUUUUUUUUUUUAGAUGGAAACAAAUGACCAAGUGACAGAUGUAAGGUAAUAUUUGCUGAAUGAGAAUUUCUUAUUUAGAAACAUAGAAGAUCGGAUAAUGUAUCAGACCGGCCGAAUUGUUAUAGUUCGGCGACACAAGAUUCAAGAGAGUUCGUCCAGAAGGAUCAUCACUAUCUAACCUGUUGUUGAACAAUUUUUACCCAAUACAAACAUCUAACUUCUUUUUGUGUGCGUCCUGGUUACGUUUAUUAUAGCAUUAAAAAACACUCCAUCAGCUCUGAGAGAGAGGGUUGAGAACAACCAAAAAAAAUGUGAUGAUUAUUGGCCUUUCUGAAAUUUGAUUUUACGCAAACAUUGGUUGCAAGUUUUUUAAAUUAUUCCAAGUACUAUGGAGGGCUUGGCUGAAAAAGUUGAACACUGUGAUAAUCAAGAGAAAAUCGUUAAUUAUGAUGAUGUACACAUGGAAGAAGAUACAUUGACUGAAAAUACAUCAAACGAAGCGAUAUCAAUAAAUGGUUCAAGUAAAAAUGAAAAUCAAGAUGAUGAAGAAAGUAAAACUGCUGAUGAGGUCUUAAAGAAAAAAAUUAAUGGAGAACCAAAUAGUAUUCUUGAUGAUGAUAAAUCAGUGAGUACUGCAACAGAAACCUCAUCAAAUUGUGAUGAUAAUACUGCUAAGAGUGUGGAAAAAGAAGUGCUUGUAAAUGAUCAGAUUUCUCCUACAAAAAAAAAGAAGCUGAAUACAAAAGAAGACGCAAUGAGUGAAUCAAACUCCAAAGAUGAAUUAGGCUAUAAAAAUGAUUUGAACAAGUCUGAUAGUGAUGACUUAAACAAAGACAACACUGAAAAAGAUGAAUCGACUUCUCAAUCUGAACCCAGGAAUCCAUCAAGUUUUAAAAAAGUUGAAUCCAAAAUUAGAAAACGAAAUUAUCGUCGUCAACAAAAUUCUAGUGAUGUCAAUGAUCAAAUUAGUGAUCAUGAAGAAUUAAACGAAAAAAAAGACGAGAAUUCCGAAAGUUCUUCUGAUUCUAUAGAAUCUGAUGAGAGAAGGACAGAGGACAACUCCGAUUCAAGAAGAAGAGCAGCAGAUAGUUCUGAUUCAAGUAGUGAUUCUGAUAGGGGUAAUGAUGAUGCUGAUUCUAUAAUAUAUACAUCUGCUAGUGAUGAUGAUCAUGAUCACGAAAUGCCUGCUGUUUUACAAAAAGAACCAUUAAAAUCUGAUUAUUCUAUUUUGAAAGAUAUCAUAAAUCGACAAAUUGGAUCAAAUAAAUUCUUAGCACAACGAUAUUACAGUUCACUUCAUGUGGUUCAACGUUUCGAACUAAUUCUUUAUAAUUUUCAAUUAAUUUGCAAAUUUGCUCUUCAGGGUUGCGUAAAUUCUUUAGAUUUUAAUAAUAAAGGAAAUCUUCUCGCAAGUGGCUCAGAUGAUUUAACUAUUGCAAUUUGGGAUUGGGCAUUGGGAAAAAAAUCUUUAUCCUUGGAAUCAGGUCACCGAAGUAAUGUUUUUCAAUCCAAAUGGUUACCUCUGGAUGUAGAAAAUUUUUUAGUAUCCAGUGCUCGUGAUGGGCAAGUGCGAUUAAUGGAUAUUACAUCAAAAAUUACUCGAAGAUUAGCCCAACACAGAAAAGCUUGUCAUAAAAUUAGUACCCAUAAGGAUUUACCCCAUAUUGUACUCUCUGCUGCCGAAGAUUCAAAAGUUUUAUCAAUUGAUGUACGAGAGGGUAAACCAACAAAAUUAUUGUCAGUAUGUGAAGACAAUCUAGAAGUCGAAUUGUACAGUAUACAUUCAAACCCUUUGAAUAACUGCGAAUUUUGCAUCGCUGGUCGAAUGCGUAAUACAUUAGUAUAUGAUAAGAGGAAACUAGCUGAACCCUUAUACCAGUUAUGUCCCAAACAUUUGUUGUCAGAUAAUAAUGUCCAUUUAACAUGCGCCGUGUACAAUUACAACGGCACUGAAAUAGUUGGUUCAUAUAACAACGAAGACGUUUAUUUGUUCGAUGUGAGUUCAUCGUAUCAGAGUGGAGAUUUUGCUCACAAAUAUCAAGGACAUCGCAAUAGUGCUACUGUCAAAGGUGUAAAUUUCUUUGGACCGAAAAGUGAGUUCAUAUUAUCCGGCUCAGACUGCGGAAAUAUAUUUAUUUGGGAUAAAAAAACUGAAGCGAUUGUGCAAUGGAUGCCUGGAGAUGAACACGGAAGUGUGAACGUUUUGGAGUCUCAUCCCCAUAUUCCAAUUUUAGCUACAAGUGGUUUGGAUUAUGAUGUGAAAAUAUGGAUACCAUCACGAGAAUCAACACCAAAUAUCAAACAAAAACUACAAUCGUGCGUCAAGAAAAAUCUAGCAACCAGAGAAGCGAAUAGCGCUUUUGAUGGAAAUAUUUUGUGGAUUAUGUUAAGGCGCCUUCAUCAGCAAAGGCCUAGGGCUUUUUUAAAUCGGAAUGUGAGUAGAAAUGGAGACACAAGUGAUGAGUAUAGUAAUUCAGAUGAAGGAAACGAAGACGAUCAUGAUGAUGAAAACGAUGCGUCUAGUGAUGAUUGAUUUAAAAUUUAAUCCUAAUUUUAACAAAAGCAAUAAUAUGCUAAAAGUUGUUAAUUUUUUUACCGUAGUAAGCAUAAAUGCUGCUGUUUCUUAACACUCAUUAAAUGGAAAAAAAUGAAAGCCUUAAAAAUUAACAUUUAUAAAUUUUGAUAACUAAAACUCGUCAAAUAAAAAAAAAGACUGAAUUAAUUUAAAAUUGAAUACAGAAUA
Messenger RNA from Copidosoma floridanum, 2777 nucleotides. Its product is annotated as DDB1- and CUL4-associated factor 8. The record is from RefSeq and is a predicted model, not a curated record. Gene Ontology annotation, cellular component: cytoplasm; Cul4-RING E3 ubiquitin ligase complex. Gene Ontology annotation, molecular function: protein binding. NCBI's taxonomy places the organism in Eukaryota, Metazoa, Arthropoda, Insecta, Hymenoptera, Encyrtidae.